AUGGACACCUGCGACAACUCCAAUGGCUUCGAUGGUCGCAUGGGACUUCGCAUAUCCUCCAUUUUCGUCAUCUUGAUAGGCUCUCUCUUCGGCGCUGUUUUUCCAGUACUUGCCAAACGACUUGGCGGAAAUGGCAUCCCGUCAUGGGCUUUCUUCAUCGCCAAAUAUUUUGGGUCAGGGGUCAUCAUUGCCACAGCUUUUAUUCAUUUGCUGGGCCCUGCUGAACAGGCGUUGACGAAUCCGUGUCUUACGGGCCCUAUCACGGAGUAUAGUUGGGUUGAGGGGAUUGUGUUGAUGACCAUUGUGGUCAUGUUUUUUGUGGAGUUGAUGGUGAUGCGGAAUUCUUUUCCGGAUGGGCACGGACAUGGGCAUUCGCAUGAUGAGGAUCAUGAGGAUGAACUGCAAUCCCAUUCACAUUCACACUCAACUUUGCCCACCCCGGACGUGGAUGCGAUAACGACUGGAAUGCCAAUCGACACCACGUCAAAAGAACAUGAACAUAUCCCCGGAAACGAUCAUCUCAGUCAUAGCCGGGAUCACCGCGACCUCGAAUCCGAUAAAUCUCCUCUCAUUUCUGCCGAGGACUAUGCAGCUCAAAUCACGGCUGUCUUUAUUCUAGAAUUCGGCAUUAUUUUCCAUUCCGUUUUUAUCGGGUUGACGCUUGCCGUCUCAGGCCAGGACUUUGUAACACUCUACGUCGUCCUCGUCUUCCAUCAAACCUUCGAAGGCCUAGGUCUAGGCUCGCGAUUAGCGACACUCCCAUGGCCAGACUCAAAGCGCUUUACACCAUACCUCUUAGGAAUAGGAUACGCAAUCUCCACCCCCAUUGCAAUCGCAAUCGGGCUCGGCGUACGAAACACAUACCCGCCCGACGGCCGCACAACGCUGAUUGUCAACGGCGUUUUUGACUCCAUCUCCGCCGGAGUUCUAAUCUAUACCGCUCUCGUUGAGCUCAUGGCACAUGAGUUCAUGUUCAGUUCAUCCAUGCGCAGGGCGCCGCUGAGCACUUUCGCGGCUGGCUUUGCCCUAAUUUCCGACGGAUACCAGAACAACCUCAUGACAAUGGCCAACGUCCUCCUUAAAAAGGAAUAUCCAGAUCAAUACACUUCAUCCGUCAGUACGCGAGUAUCCAAUGCCCUUUUGGUGGGUGAGAUUAUCGGCAUGCUCGUAAUUGGACUAACAUGUGAUUAUCUCGGUCGCAAAUGGGCCAUCGUCAUAACCACGAUCAUGAUUGUGGUCGGCGGUAUACUCGCCACGGCAUCGAAUGGGCAUACCAUCGCCGGCAUGUUUUGGAUGAUGACUGUUGCGCGUGGAACAAUUGGCUUUGGCACCGGCGGCGAAUACCCAGCAUCCUCCGUCUCCGCCUCCGAAGCCGCAAACGAGCACGCUCUCAAACGGCGCGGUCCAACAUUCAUCCUCGUCACGAACCUUCCCUUAUCAUUCGGCGGGCCUUUCGCCGUCAUCGUGUUUCUCAUUGUCUAUUCGGCCUGUCAUCAAUCGCAUUAUAGUACUAUAGAUACUAAGUGGCGAAUGGCAGACUUUGUAACGUUCCCCAACGGCGUGUUCUCAGCAACAAUCAUCUCCUCCAUCGUACAGGACAGCUCCAUCCUUCGAACCGCAGAAUGGCAACUCCUCCUCGGCAUAAUCAGUCUUCCCGGCGUAUUCAUCGGCGCCUGGCUCUGCGAUCGUAUCGGUCGUAAACAAACCAUGAUGCUCGGUUUUGGCGGGUAUCUGGUUUUCGGGCUCAUAAUAGGCUGCGCAUACGAGAAAAUUACCAAGAUCGUCCCUUUAUUCGUCAUCUUCUACGGGCUGAUGCAGAGCUCUGGCAAUCUCGGCCCAGGGGAUAUGCUCGGUCUGAUAUCAAGUGAGAACUAUGCAACUGCUGUUCGUGGCACAUGUUACGGUAUAUCAGCUGCAUGGGGCAAAGCCGGGGGCGCAAUUGGCACUCAAGCAUUCACGCCUAUCGAGAACAAUCUGGGGAAGAGAUGGACAUUCAUUGUGGCUGCGAUCUGUGGUGUGGUGGGGAUUAUCGUUACGUACUUUUUUGUGCCGAAUGUGACCGGGGAAAAUCUGAAAGAGAAUGAUGAGCGGUUUAGGGCGUAUCUUGUUGCGAAUGGAUGGGAUGGGGAAAUGGGGGAGGAUGAUUUGAAGGGUAUAGCAGAUGAAGGGAUUCCGCCUGCUAUCAUGGAUAAGUCGGGGUAA
Messenger RNA from Talaromyces amestolkiae, 2202 nucleotides. RefSeq lists its product as uncharacterized. The transcript is spliced from 6 exons. Gene Ontology annotation, biological process: zinc ion import across plasma membrane. Gene Ontology annotation, molecular function: low-affinity zinc ion transmembrane transporter activity. Gene Ontology annotation, cellular component: plasma membrane. Bases 1 to 2202 code for a protein of 733 amino acids. The record is from RefSeq and is a predicted model, not a curated record. Lineage: Eukaryota; Fungi; Ascomycota; Eurotiomycetes; Eurotiales; Trichocomaceae.